Molecule: messenger RNA, 1164 nt
Organism: Miscanthus lutarioriparius
Lineage: Eukaryota; Viridiplantae; Streptophyta; Magnoliopsida; Poales; Poaceae
Source: the annotation of a GenBank genome assembly
AUGGAGUACCCGGCGCCGUCGUCCGCCGCACCUGACCCUCCCCUUCACCCUCCUCCUUCCAUGCUCCCGCACCCGCAACCGCCGGAGGAGGAGGGGGACGGCUGGGUGCUCGUGCCGGCCAGCGAGGUCGAGGGGGCCCACGCGCCCAAGGUCAUCCACUGGGACGACCUGCAGCAGGAACUCGCGCGCCUCUGGAGCCUCUCCGCCGCGCUCCAGCCCGCCGGGGAUCGCAAGGCGCACCUCGCUGCGCGCCUCGAGUCCGCGCUACAGGUUCGCCAGGAAUUUCUCGAGCAAGACAAUGAGUUGGCUGAAAUGAGGCAGAGACUGCAAGGGCAUACUGAUCGUCUGGGGGAUCUGAAGCUGCGCACGAAGAAAUUGUCGGAGGAUGUUGUGGAUCACAGGGAACAGCUUUGUGUCAAGAUCAGAACGUUGUCAGUGGCAAGCAAGGCUCUUGACGCUGCCCACGGUAAUCUGAAGGAAGCUAAUAAAUUGCUGUCAGGGGAAAAUGGUUGUGGACACCUUAAAAAUCUGGAACAGAAGUUACGGAUGAGACAGCAAUAUAUGAUUGCGCAAGUUGCUCAGAUAUAUCCUGUGAGCCCUUUGGAUGAACAAUCUCCAGAUCACAAGCCUGGAUUUACCUCCAACAUAACCAAAACAAGAAAUGCUGAAUCAGGGUUGCCAAAUGGGUCCCAAAACAGACCUUUGGUCAUAUUGGGUCUACAGUUAUCAAAGCUUUCUGUGAAAAAGACUGGCUACUUUAGUGACAAGACAGGUGCUCAGAAAUCUUCUACUGUUCUGGGAUAUGCUGCUCAUGCAGUCUCCCUCAUUGCAUCGUAUCUCAAUGUUCCUCUUCGAUAUCCUUUGCGCUUUGGAGGUUCACGGUCAUAUGUUCUUGUUCCUGCUCCUUCAGUUGAGCCAUCAUCUAUAACCUCAGUAGCAACUUCUGUCCCUCCUAGCACAAGCAUGAGAACAAUGGAAUUCCCUCUGUUUCUUGACAGCCAGGAGACAACAAGAUCAGCAUAUGCGAUAUUCUUGUUGAACAAGGAUAUCGAGCAACUUCUGAAUUACAUUGGCGCUGAAAGCCUCGGGCCAAGACAUGUAUUAGCAAACCUGAGGCAGCUGACAAGGAUCAUCCAGUCACAAGAAUACACUUCUGUUGAUUAG